GCUAUCAACAUGACGGCUGAAGAAACAGUGAAUGUAAAAGAGGUCGAAAUCAUUAAGCUAAUUUUAGACUUCUUGAAUUCAAAGAAGCUUCACAUUAGUAUGUUGGCCCUUGAGAAAGAAAGUGGAGUCAUAAAUGGCCUAUUUUCAGAUGAUAUGCUUUUCCUGAGGCAGCUAAUCCUUGAUGGUCAGUGGGAUGAAGUUCUUCAGUUCAUUCAGCCUCUAGAAUGUAUGGAAAAAUUUGACAAAAAACGGUUUCGUUAUAUUAUCCUGAAGCAGAAGUUUUUAGAAGCUUUAUGUGUUAACAAUGCAAUGUCAGCAGAAGAUGAGCCCCAGCAUGUAAGGUUUUUAUUCCUGAAGCUGGAAUUUACAAUGCAAGAAGCUGUGCAAUGUUUACAUGCCCUAGAAGAGUACUGCCCUUCUAAAGAUGAUUAUAGCAAACUCUGUUUGCUUUUGACUUUGCCUCGUCUGACCAAUCAUGCCGAAUUUAAGGACUGGAAUCCCAGCACUGCACGAGUUCACUGUUUUGAAGAGGCUUGUGUCAUGGUUGCUGAAUUCAUCCCUGCUGAUAGAAAGUUAAGUGAGGCUGGUUUCAAAGCAAGUAACAAUCGUUUAUUUCAGCUUGUAAUGAAGGGUCUACUUUAUGAAUGCUGUGUAGAAUUUUGUCAAAGUAAAGCAACUGGAGAAGAAAUUACAGAAAGUGAAGUACUUCUUGGCAUCGACCUCUUAUGUGGUAAUGGUUGUGAUGAUUUGGAUCUGAGUUUGUUGUCAUGGCUUCAGAAUCUCCCAUCUUCUGUCUUCUCUUGUGCUUUUGAACAGAAAAUGCUUAAUAUUCAUGUUGACAAACUUCUGAAACCCACAAAAGCUGCAUAUGCUGAUCUUUUGACUCCUCUUAUCAGCAAACUUUCUCCCUAUCCAUCAUCUCCAAUGAGAAGGCCUCAAUCAGCUGAUGCCUAUAUGACUCGCUCUCUGAAUCCUGCUUUAGAUGGCCUCACUUGUGGACUAACCAGUCAUGAUAAGAGAAUCUCCGACCUUGGGAACAAAACUUCUCCAAUGUCACACUCCUUUGCUAACUUCCAUUAUCCAGGGGUACAAAACCUCAGUAGAAGUCUCAUGCUUGAGAAUACAGAAUGUCACAGUAUUUAUGAAGAAUCUCCUGAACGAAGUGAUACACCUGUUGAGGCACAGCAGCCUAUCAACAGUGAAAUCAUGGCCCAGAAUUCAGUUUCAGAAAAAGAGCCGGCAAAUGGAGCACAGAAUCAAGGACCAGCUAAGCAAGAAAAAAAUGAGCUUCGAGAUUCAACGGAACAAUUUCAAGAAUAUUAUAGGCAAAGGUUACGUUAUCAGCAGCACUUAGAACAGAAGGAGCAGCAGCGACAGAUAUACCAACAGAUGCUGCUUGAAGGAGGCGUGAAUCAGGAGGAUGGCCCUGAUCAGCAGCAGAAUCUUACUGAACAAUUUCUUAAUAGGUCCAUUCAAAAGCUUGGUGAAUUAAAUGUUGGAAUGGAUAGCCUUGGCAAUGAGGUCUCAGUGAUCAGCCAGCAAUGUAAUGGGAGCAAAGGCAAUGGAUCUAAUAAUUGUUCUGCAGUUAGCUUUGCUACACCGCCCCAAGACUCUAGUCAGAGAUUAACACACGAUGCUUCAAAUAUCCACACAAGCACUCCUCGUAACCCUGGAUCAACAAACCACAUACCUUUUCUUGAGGAAUCACCUUCUAGUGGAAACCAAAUCUCAUCAGAACAUUUGGUCAUUAAGCCACCUUUUGGAGAUUCUUCAGGGACUCUUUCAAGGUCAAGAGGGGAAGAGGAUGACAAAUCAAAAAAGCAGUUUGUUUGUAUUAAUACCCUAGAAGACACACAGGCUGUUAGAGCAGUGGCUUUUCAUCCAGGUGGUGGUUUAUAUGCUGUCGGUUCAAAUUCGAAAACGCUGAGAGUAUGUGCUUAUCCAGAAGUAAUUGAUCCAAGUGCACAUGACACCCCUAAGCAGCCAGUGGUGCGUUUUAAAAGGAAUAAACAUCAUAAAGGAUCCAUUUACUGUGUGGCAUGGAGUCCUUGUGGACAGUUAUUAGCAACAGGAUCAAAUGACAAAUACGUCAAAGUGCUGCCCUUCAAUGCAGAGACUUGUAAUGCAACAGUUUCAGGACCGGAUCUGGAAUUUAGCAUGCAUGAUGGGACAAUUAGAGACUUGGCAUUUAUGGAAGGCCCGGAAAGUGGUGGAGCUAUUUUGAUAAGUGCUGGCGCAGGGGACUGUAAUAUUUAUACAACCGAUUGUCAGAGAGGACAGGGCCUGCAUGCUCUGAGUGGACACACUGGCCAUAUUUUAGCACUUUAUACCUGGAGUGGUUGGAUGAUUGCAUCUGGUUCCCAAGAUAAGACUGUUAGAUUCUGGGAUCUUCGAGUACCAAGCUGUGUUCGUGUUGUUGGCACAACAUUCCAUGGAACUGGUAGUGCAGUGGCAUCUGUAGCUGUAGAUCCCAGCGGCCGUCUCUUAGCCACAGGACAAGAAGAUUCUAGCUGCAUGUUGUAUGACAUAAGAGGAGGAAGGAUGGUACAAAGUUACCACCCUCAUUCCAGUGACGUUCGCUCUGUUCGAUUCUCCCCUGGAGCUCACUACUUGCUAACAGGAUCCUAUGAUAUGAAAAUAAAGGUGACAGACCUACAAGGAGACCUCACUAAACAGCUUCCCAUCAUGGUGGUGGGGGAGCACAAGGAUAAAGUGAUUCAGUGCAGAUGGCACACCCAGGAUCUUUCCUUCCUGUCGUCCUCUGCAGACAGAACUGUAACCCUCUGGACUUACAAUGGAUAGAGUACACCUAGUGUCAUCUAUGCAGUGAAGGCACAGAGACUUAAGACUACUGAGUUGUGAAAAUUCCAAGUUUGAAGAACAUAGAGUGACCAGGAAAGUGGCUUAGCACGAGGAGGCCCCUUAUUACCAUUUACCCCUUUGGUAGGAGCUGUUGGGGGGUGUUAUUCUGCAGUUCUUUCUGUCUUCCAUGUGAGCUCGUGCUGCUGUGACCUGCUGUGUGUUGUAGUCUUGUUGCCAAAGUCUGCGAAAGAGCUCUUAUGUUGUCAUUGUGCACUCCAAGUCAAGGUGGACGAUAUGUUUACGGUUUAGUAUUAAACGCAUUCCUUGGUCUUUGCCUAAAUAACAGUUUUAUAUACACAUUGAAAUUUAACUAUACUUUAAGCAUAUUAUUACAUGUAACGCAACCAAGUUCUACACAGAUUAAGUAUAGGUAUUCAGAAAUUUUGCUUUUCUCACAAUCCAAUGAUAUUGUAUCACUUGUCACAGGCUAGAGGUCAGAAUUAUAGGUCUCUCAAAAGUUAUGUGGUUGUUUUCACUAAGGAUCAUUGUGGAGUUUAAAGAUGGGUGGGAAACUGCUUCUUUGUUCAUUAUGUGGUAUAGGCCUUUUCUUUUUUGUUAAACCCAGGGAUAUAAUUAUUUUGUCACAUUAUUUUGUUUCAAGCUUAUUAGGUAAAUGUGUUUGCUUCAGAAACUUGUUAAUUUCAAUUUUUUGAAUCCAACAAGAUACCUCCCUUCUAAAUUGAACUGUAGAAGCAGAGCAGCAGCGUUACAUGAUACACUUGAUGGUACAGUAAAUUUACUGGCUAGCAUUUUUCCUCUAAAAAAUGAAAACUUUACCAUAGACUAUAGCAUGGCUUGAAAUGCUAUGUCUGCAUGAUAAUUUUAAAAUGGAUAAUAAAGUUUGCACUCCAAAAGCUUAUUUGGAUUUUUUUUCUUGCACUGUUUUGUGUAAUGCAAAAUAAUGAUUUUAUUUCUACAGCACUGUAGAUCCUAACAUUUAUGUAUCCUUAUUUUCAUAUUGUACAGUAAUUUUACUUUAAAUUAUUAAAUAGGCUAUUUUAUUUAUUUCAAAUGCAGUUGAGUUGGUUCUAAUUAUUGAACUGUCUGUGCACUGUAUGUAGCAAGCAUUUUUAAGCUAUUGUAUACAAGUGGAAAGGGUUAUUAGAAGUGUAACUGUGCUAUUAUUUCAAUAAAGACCUCUUGACACCUAAAACUA
Hipposideros armiger (great roundleaf bat) is the source of this 4018-nucleotide messenger RNA. RefSeq names its product WD repeat domain 47 (gene WDR47). The record is from RefSeq and is a predicted model, not a curated record. Gene Ontology annotation, molecular function: protein binding. The transcript has 14 exons. Bases 10 to 2802 code for a protein of 930 amino acids. Lineage: Eukaryota; Metazoa; Chordata; Mammalia; Chiroptera; Hipposideridae.